This is a messenger RNA of Blepharisma stoltei, 700 nucleotides long. The record is from the annotation of a GenBank genome assembly. NCBI's taxonomy places the organism in Eukaryota, Ciliophora, Heterotrichea, Heterotrichida, Blepharismidae.
AUGAACAUAUUUUUAGCAUUUCAGAUUUUGCUUGCACUCGCACAUCAUACAAAUUCACAAAAUUUGCCGGUGAAUGAUAAAUGUUAUGCAAAAUUUACUUAUGAUGCAAACCCUAUGAGCUUAUUAAGUGGUAUAGCUACCCCUGAUAGGAGUUCUCCAUCAACACAAAUCGCUGAAAGGCGAUAUUUCAUGCAGGAAUUAAGUUGCAACCCCAAUUCAUUAGAAUUUUGCUAUAAAAACCCAGAAUUGAAAUUUUCAUGCAUUGGUCAAUUUUCAUGUGACACAGAUUUAAAUAAUGUUCAAAGUGAAGAAGCUCAAUCUGAAGCGACUGCUUCAAAUUGUAUGAAUUUCUGCUGCUAUUUCUGUAAAAAUCUUGAAAGUGAGCCUAAUUGCUUAAAACGCUGCACUGAAAAAUUCUGCUUGAUAUCCUUUCUCUAAUAAUUAUGUGCUCAGCUCAUCUCCAUUUAUAUAAAAAAAAUAGGUACUUUUUAAGCAGAAAAUGAUCAAAAACAGUAUAAUAAAUUUAGAAGAAGCCAAAGAAAGUAGUUGGGAGUAUUUCUCUACUGUAUUUCAAUGCAUAUUCAUAUUUGUGCUUUUUUUCAGUUUUUUCAUGUCUAUCCAAAAGCAGCUGAAAAAUCGAAGAUUCUUUCCAGACCCCAAAGGAAGUUUGCUUGAAGAUCAUAAGAAGUUUGAAAUUUAG